AUGCGUUUUCCGAGCUUGUCCUCUCUGCUGUGUCUGGCCGGCUUGGCCUCCGUCCCCGUCAAUGGCUAUGCAGGUGACGAUCCCAAUAUUAAAAGCAUCCCGCUCCGAACCCACAGUCUUGCGCCGCCCUACCUUGAUUCGGAUUUCCAAAGCCGCUGGUUCGACUUCGGAGGAGAUACUGUGAUUCGCGCUGAUAAGUAUAUUCGCCUGACUGCAGACCGUGCGUCACAGCAAGGUUGGAUCUUCUCUCGGGUGCCUCUGACCGCAACCAAUUGGGAGAUCGAACUUGAAUUCGAGGUCCACGGCAACGGUAACCUUCACGGCGAUGGCUUCGCGCUUUGGCUCACCAAGCAGCGCGCCACCCAAGGCCCCGUCUUCGGCUCAACCGACCGUUUCGAGGGUCUAGGUAUCUUCGUGGACACAUACAAGAACAACCGUCCCGGAGUGUCCUUCCCCUACGUCAUGGCCAUGAUGGGCGAUGGCUCGACCACCUACGACCAGGCUCACGACGGCAAGGCCAACGAACUCGCUGGCUGCUCGGCUCGUGGCCUCCGCAAUGCCCCCGUCCCUACCAAGCUCCGCCUUACCUAUUUCCAGGACAAGUCCCUGACUUUGGACCUGCAGUACAAGACCGAGGAUACCUGGACUAACUGCUUCACCCUCAACGCCGAGGAUACCAACAUUGCCAUUCCCUCCGUCGCUUACCUGGGUCUUUCUGCCGAGACUGGCGAGCUGAGCGAUAACCACGACAUCAUCUCUCUCAAGGCAGAGAAUCUGUAUGCCCUGAACCGCAACGCCGGUAACAAGGACUACGACGGUCCCAAGAGCCGUGGCCGCGGUGGUAACCGCUCCAACCAAAAAGAGUCCGGCAGCUGGUCUUGGUUCUUCUUCAAGAUCGUUCUCUUCUUCGGUGCCUGCAUCGGUGGUUACUUUGGCUGGACAAUUUACCGGACGAAGUCUCGGGCCUCGCGCUUCUAA
This is a messenger RNA of Penicillium brasilianum, 978 nucleotides long. The record is from the annotation of a GenBank genome assembly. NCBI's taxonomy places the organism in Eukaryota, Fungi, Ascomycota, Eurotiomycetes, Eurotiales, Aspergillaceae.